AUGAAUUGCGUUGCCAGAAGAACAGAGGAGUUGAAAAUAUCGAUCGAUAUAGAUAAAGAACUUAGACAUGACGAGAGACGUAUGAAGAAGGAUAUUCAAAUCUUAUUGUUGGGUGCUGGUGAAUGUGGAAAAUCAACAAUCUUCAAACAAUUGAAAAUCUUGCAAGAUAAUGGUAAAUGGACCGAAAAAGAACUCUUGGAAUUUCGUAACAGUAUCUAUGUAAAUAUUACCUCGCAACUCUUAGUAUUGAUUCUUGCAGCUGAACAAUUAAAUAUAUCAAUAUCACCUGAUCUUAAUGAAGCAAUAGAGAGAAUUAAAAAUCGUCAACAUCUGACAGAUGAAUGGAAUGAUCAGGUUUCAGAAGAUGCGCAAAAAAUAUGGGCUGAUCCAGGUAUUAAGAAAACCUAUGAAAGAAGAGAUAGAGAUUUCCAAUUAAAUGAUUCAGCUAAAUAUUUCUUUGAUAAUCUUCAAAGAAUUUCUGAUCCUAAAUAUUUACCAACACCACAAGAUGCAUUGAGAUCUAGAGUGAUGACAAAAGGAAUUGUAGAGGCAGAGGUUGUCUUUGACGGUAUCUCAAUGAAGAUCAUCGAUGUCGGCGGACAGAGAUCUCAACGUCGUAAAUGGAUCCACUGCUUCGAUGGAGUAUCUGCAGUUAUUUUUGUUGCGUCACUUUCAGAGUACGACCAGAUGUGUCGUGAGGUUGCCGUCAAUCGUCUCGAUGAGUCCAUCAACCUAUUCUCAGAGAUCUGCAACAGCCAGUGGUUCGUAGAGACACCAAUGAUUCUCUUCCUCAACAAAAAAGAUCUAUUCAUCGAGAAAUUACAACGUGUACCAUUUAAUACUUAUGAUAAAAAUUAUACAGGUGAUAAUUCUUACAAUGAUGUAUCCAAUUUUAUUAAAAAGAAAUUUGUUAGUACCAUGAGAAACAUACAGAAGGAUGUAUAUACCCAUCUCACUAUUGCCAUCGACACCCAGAAUAUUGAUUUUGUAUUUAAAGCUGUAAAAGAAAUUCUACUAAGAAAAACAAUCAACGAAUUUUAA
This is a messenger RNA of Heterostelium album PN500, 1041 nucleotides long. It is a transcript of the gene gpaF, whose product is annotated as guanine nucleotide-binding protein subunit alpha. Gene Ontology annotation, molecular function: guanyl nucleotide binding; G-protein beta/gamma-subunit complex binding; G protein-coupled receptor binding. Bases 1 to 1041 code for a protein of 346 amino acids. The transcript has 4 exons. Gene Ontology annotation, cellular component: heterotrimeric G-protein complex. The record is from RefSeq and is a predicted model, not a curated record. Lineage: Eukaryota; Evosea; Eumycetozoa; Acytosteliales; Acytosteliaceae. Gene Ontology annotation, biological process: adenylate cyclase-modulating G protein-coupled receptor signaling pathway.